Ctenopharyngodon idella (grass carp) is the source of this 1047-nucleotide messenger RNA. It is a transcript of the gene nol7, whose product is annotated as nucleolar protein 7. The record is from RefSeq and is a predicted model, not a curated record. Gene Ontology annotation, molecular function: RNA binding. The coding region runs from base 16 to 726 and encodes 236 amino acids. The transcript has 8 exons. Gene Ontology annotation, cellular component: nucleus. NCBI's taxonomy places the organism in Eukaryota, Metazoa, Chordata, Actinopteri, Cypriniformes, Xenocyprididae.
CAUCUAUUGCAGCCAAUGCUUGUGACUUUAGUCUGUUUGUCUUUAAUGUAUGUUCAACGUUGUUGGCGUUUAAUAUGGCGAGUCCCAUCCAGCGUGUGUACUAAAAUCAGGUUUACUACGCUAAAAGAGACUGACAAAAUGUCGGAAUUGACACAGGCUGAGUUUGAGUCCAGUGACGAUGAACUCCCCGAGGAGGUCGCCUUUGGUGCGUCCAAAAGUGCUGCGCUGAAGAGCGUUAAAUAUGCAUUAGAGUCAGCUAAAAGAGAAAAGAACCUAUUGAAGGAGAAGCGAAGGAAAAGACAACAGCUAUUUCAAGAACAAAAGUCGAGAAAACGUCUUCCUGAAGACCUCCUCGAGGAAUUUGAUACAGAACCCCAGGAACAGACUGAGCUAUCAGAGAAUGACAAAGCUGAGAAAGAGACGAAGACCACAUCAAAAAGAAAACCCAAAAGUUUACCAGACAGCUACAGCGUAAAGAGAGUGAAAGAUGAAUCUGCUGCCCAAUCACUGCAACAAAGUGCCAUGGCCUUCAUACAGUCCCGUCUUUACGGCCCAGGAACCAAAAGAACAACCAAUGCAGAGCUUCUGUCCCUCAAAAGGAAAAGGGGUGUCAACCAAGGUGCAGCUGUGGAGUUUGUGAAUAAAAAAUUGGGUGCCGACGUAAAAGCGAAGGUUGCAAAAUCCAAUAAAAGGUUUUUACACAAAAAUAAACUGGUUCCUUCCUGAGAUCUAAAACAGGAGAAAACUGCUGGAUUAUAAAUUCAACACAUGAGAACUGGAAACUCCCUUGGAGAUGCCUUCCAUCAUCCAGGUGUUUUUGACCAUGUGGAUCACAUUUUACAAAAGGACACUUUUAAUUUAGUACCUUUUCCCUUGACUCAUAGUAAAAACAUUAAAUUAUCAUCAAAUAAGAUUCAGUCUCAGCUCAUUGAAAAAUAAUUGACAUCUUCCAUUUUGUGUACAAAUUAAAUUGUGUGUCAAACUGAAUGUUCAAGUUUGUAUUUACUGUACACUUUAAUAAAUGCAAACCUGAUGAAAGGACUGACA